Messenger RNA from Monomorium pharaonis (pharaoh ant), 5119 nucleotides. RefSeq names its product tyrosine-protein kinase CSK. The record is from RefSeq and is a predicted model, not a curated record. Gene Ontology annotation, biological process: protein phosphorylation. Gene Ontology annotation, molecular function: ATP binding; protein tyrosine kinase activity. Lineage: Eukaryota; Metazoa; Arthropoda; Insecta; Hymenoptera; Formicidae. Bases 2236 to 3996 code for a protein of 586 amino acids. The transcript has 8 exons.
AUUAAUCGCAUUUGCGUCCACGUACGUUCGCGUGACGCACGGGACGUCGACGCGCGGCGCCGACCUGUACCGGCGACUCGCGAUAUCCGCACGCCCUGAAAUUGACGUGCGUGCGUGCGUGCGGGCGUGCGCGCGCGCGCGCACACAUUCGCUCUCUUUCUCUCUCUCUCUCUCUCUCUCUCUCUAAGAGAGGGAGAGUUUGGUUAGACUUCGUGGACGUGAUUUUUUUUCUUGUCGCUUUCAGUGGGCGACAUUUAAAUGACAGAACUGGACCCGAGCGACGCGACUGACUUCGAAUCUGUGUCUGUUUUCUCAAUCGGAACGACUGUUUUGUCGAUCAUCGUAGAAUUCGGGUUUGCCGUAAAGAAAAGACGCAGAAAAUGUUAUACGUUCUCCUAGCUCGCAGGUUUUUUCUUUACUGUCAUUUAGUUUGGCCUUUAAUUGUAUUAUCGAGAAAGUACAUUUUAAAAAAUUUAGUUUUCUUAUUGAAAUAAUUAUGCUUAGAUUGAAAGUACUUAAAAUAUUGCAUUGUUAAUGGCAGAGACUAACAAUUUUAUGAAUUAGCAGUGGAGACCUUAACAAUGUGCUGAGCUAAAUAUAAUUGGAACUAUCUGCUUCACAAUUUGUAGGCUCAUAUUUUCAAUUCAUGUGUAUCAAUAAAUACAUAAUUUUAUUUCCGAGGUUCUAUGAUACAUGUAACAUAAACUGUAUGAUUAAAAAUUACUUAUUGAUGAAAAUAAAUUACAAAUAUACCUUUAGCUUCAUUAUUUCUAAUAAUAAGUAUAAAAAAUUAAAAAAUUUUAUAUUUAAUUUAUAUUUAUAAAAAUGUUUUAAGAACAAAUGAAUUUAUCAUUUGUUAUAGUGUAAAAAAUUUUUGUUCAAUUUUAUUUCGUCAUUCUCUUAUUAUAUUCAGGAUAAGUUUGUUAAUUACUGUAAAAAGUUGAAAAUGGAAUGUUAGAAUAUAAUUUCUAAGUUAUUUUGCAUUGAUAUCUUUCAAGUGUUAGUUAACAUAAAGCUACUCUUUUCAACAAUACUGAGUCAGAAUAAAAGAGAGAAAGAGACAAAUGAUCAAUUUGUAUUUAACUAUACAAUGUUAAUUACAUGCUUAUGGAGCUCGAGCAAAAAAUAGAAGGGGGAAUUAAUUUUGCUAAUUUAUGCUCAUCUUAUCGAACUAUCAAGCUUUUGUCACAGUUGCACAUCAUACUUUGACCAAGGUACUUGAUGUUUCGCUGACAUUACGUUGACCCGGUUCGACUCGUGCCGAGAGGAAGAGGAUCAUAUGAGACGACCGAAUGAUUAAUGCGCCUGGUCCAAGCAAACUGGCCCUGGUCGCUCAGGCUCAUGUGAACUCGGGCAAUUAGCAAUUGGCUAAUUAUACGGUUAACGAGCGAUGAAUAACGCAGUCGCGCGAAUGCGCGGCGCUUAAUUGCGCGCCGCAAAUGGAACGGCUCUUCCUUCCCAGUCGCGCAUUUUUUUUCCACGUUCCUCUUCCGCCGAAUCACGGCCAUGAACACAAACGCGGUUUUACCCCGUGUGUUUCUUACCUAAUUAAGUUCGGCCUGAGAAGGGCGAGUCGCGAAAAUGUGCGCCUUCACAAAUAUCUAUAAAAACAACCUUGAUCAUUACAUAAAGGGGCGUUUUAAAGGGUUAGCUGCUUCGUAUUUUCAUCUUCUGGCACGCGAAUGCUCUAUAUAUAAGAUACAUAUACGCUCUUUGGAAGAUAUUCAAUUUAGCUGACGUUUAUUUAUUACUUGAUAUUUCAAUUGCAUGUUGUUUAAUGACCUCCAGUUUAUUUAUUAUGGAUAUUGAAGAGGAUAUAAUGUUUAGAAUAAUUAGGAUAAUUUUUAAACAUUAAACUAAAGAAUUCUGGUAAGUUUAUGCUAAGACUAUGCUUUUUGUUUUUGUUUCAGAGAGGCAAUAUUUUCGGAAAAUGGAUACUCGAUGCAAAGCAUAGAUCCGUUGUUAACGUAACGCUUAUUUCAUCGCAUAAUAAGACGGUUAACUUUGAGAAGGAUUUGAUCGAAGAUAGAUGCGACAGUAGAGACGAUAAACUAUGACUGGCUAGAAGGACAGGCCGGAUGAUUCAGUCCCUUCUUCCUCGGUCACUGUCUCUUAAUUGCAAGAUUAGAUAGUGUUGGCUGUUUCGUUGAGAAGGAAUUCACUUGAAAUUGCUUCAGGAACUCAUGCCCGAUGAUAUUUUUCGCGUUGCCGUGAUGGAGAAGGGAUUAAAAUGAAAUGAAAACGGGUCUCUCGGCGAUCCCGUUUCUGCACGAGCGAGCUAAUCCGGACUGUCAACGCGAUCAGACACGCGAUUCGUCUCGCAGAAGUUGUUCCACCGCGCGUCGCGUGUUCGGAAGUUUCUCGCGAGCCAGGAAGAAAGCGUUCCGCGCGAGAGGAAGAGAGGUUUGUCCCCCGGAGAGUCAUGUUAGACGAGGCAACGUCAGAUGGAAAACGGUGGUUGAUAGAGCCUACUGUGUGGUAGCUGCCAUGCCAACGUACCACAAUGCGGGUGGUGGAUACCCAAAUGUGUCAGCGCCAGCGCGACAAGCAAAGCUCGACGGCAAUCAAAAUCAUCACACUAUCCCUUCAAACGUAGCGUCUCAUCCCCUUAUACAAAACAACAUUCAACAGCAACAGCAGCAGCAGCAGCAGCAUAGCGUUUCUUCCAACCUGACUGUAAAUAGCAUUCCGUCCCUUCCAGUGUCGCCAACGAUGACCACGCAUUCAAGCGUCACCACCUCGAACAUCACGACGCAUAUGAACACCACGUCUUCGCCAGUGAUUCUCACCUCGAAUGCCAUUAAUCCGGCGGCCAAUACUACUGCGUUGCCGGCUAAUCCACGACACGAAGUGAAACUGAAUGCAAUGCCAUGGUUUCAUGGGAAAAUAUCGAGGGAAACGGCAGAAAGGUUGUUACGACCACGAGAGGACGGUUUGUUUCUAGUUCGAGAGUCGACAAAUUUCCCUGGGGAUUACACGCUCUGUGUGUGCUACCAAGGGCGUGUACAACACUAUAGGGUGAAAUAUAAAAACAACCAAUUAACGAUCGACGACGAGGAAUUUUUCGAAAAUCUGGCUCUCUUGGUUGAGCAUUACGAACAGGAUGCGGAUGGUUUAUGCACGCAACUGAUGAAAUCUUUGCCAAAACAGGGCAAGCAAGAUUUCUGCGUAGACCCAAAGGCAUUCGUAGAGGCUGGAUGGGUAAUUCAGACUCACGAAUUAGAGUUAAGAGAGUGUAUUGGAAAAGGAGAAUUUGGGGAUGUGUUGCUAGGCGUUUACAGAGGGGAAAGAGUCGCGGUGAAAAUGCUGAAGGAUAACAGCGAAGCGGCACAAAGGUUUCUGGCUGAGGCAAGCUUAAUGACCUCCUUGAUUCAUGACAAUCUGGUUAAGUUACUCGGUCUCGUUUUUAAUAAUCAACACAUGUACCUGGUUACGGAGUAUAUGAGCAAAGGAUCCCUGGUGGAUUAUUUGCGGUCGAGAGGAAGAUUACACGUUUCGAAAAAGGAUCAAAUUAAUUUUGCAUACGAUACGUGUGCCGGUAUGGCGUAUCUGGAAUCCAGACAUGUUGUACAUCGAGACUUAGCGGCGAGAAAUGUUCUUGUAGCGGAGGAUAAUUCUGCCAAAGUAUCUGAUUUUGGUUUGGCGCGGGAUGAAAACUUUUCUCUUGACGGUGGAAAACUGCCGAUCAAGUGGACUGCACCAGAGGCUCUAAAACAAAACAAGUUUUCAAAUAAGUCUGAUAUGUGGAGUUUCGGAAUUCUUCUCUGGGAAAUCUAUUCCUUUGGUCGUGUGCCGUAUCCGCGAAUUCCUUUAGCCGAUGUCGUAAAGUGUGUAGAAAAAGGAUACAAGAUGGAACCACCGGAUGGAUGUCCUGCAGAAGUUUAUGAUAUUAUGAGACAGGCAUGGGAUUUACAACCAGAAAAGAGACCGAGUUUUCAUGAUAUAAAAGUAACACUCGGCCAGUUAAGAGCUGAGUACACCAAAGGCGUGAAUUAAGAAAGAAUGAAUUUAAUACAACUUAUAUAUACUUAGCGAGAACUGAAAAAGCGGGGACUGGAACGCCCGAAUAAUUUCUCGUUUUCAGGACGAAAAUAGUGAUUUUUAAUGUUUCUGUUAGAAGGGAAGUGUCAGGACUUCGAGUGUACAUUGUAUACAAAACAUAGUAUUUGCUUUACUUAUAUUUAUUGUUACUUUAGUUCUUGAAAUGUGUGGGAAGAAUUUUAAUUUUUAUAUAAUAAUAUUUUGCACACACAAGCAUUACCUAUGGUCAAUUGUGCCUUUGUCCAAGUUGAUGUUCUUGACCAGGAAAUUCAACUUGUACAUAAUGAAAUCCGAAUAGUAUUCGGGAAGAAAUCGACAGAUAUAAAAGAUCCGUAAUCUGCCUACUACUUAAUUUUCGAUAGUCACAUUAGGAAGUUUAUUAUGAUAAAAACAGCUUCGUGACUAUCAAUUGUUCCAAGUGGUUCAAGGUUAUUUUAAAUUACAGCACAAAAAAGUGACGUAUUAUAUACACUAUGUUAAAUUUAGAUGAAUUAUAACUUAUACUUUAACUAUGUUAUAUGCUAUUCACAAUCUCGUCCAUUUAGUUUUAAUCGGUUAGUAUUUCGUUUUUUGUUAAAAUUGUGUAAAAAAAUUUCAUUUGCAAUUUAUAUUGUUAUGAGAAAGUUUUGCCUAAGCAAUUAUAGUUUUAUAUUGCAAGUAAUUAAACUUAAAUGUUUAGUUGCUUAAGUUCUUUGAUCAAAGAUUUGUCGUAAGAAGUAUUAAUUUUUAACUAAAUUAUAUUACAUUACAAUAUAUACACCAUUAUUUAAGUUUUCUUAUGAAAUAUUUGACUGCAUUAGUGGUGUAAAUGUAUCUCUCUGUAAAUAUUUUUGUAUAUAAUUUAUCCAUCGAAAAAGGAUAAUAUUUCAAGAAUAAUUAAUAUUGGUUAAGAGAAGAUUGAUAUUGAUUAAUAAAAAAAAUCUUUACAUUCGAGACUAACACGUAUUACGAACAAAUGUCUAUACAAUUAUACAUAAUUGUAUCACGCUAAUAAAUAAUUCGUGAUCUUAUGGCAGCAUCAUUCUAUACCAUUCUUUUGUAUUGUUUACUUUUCAUAAAAUAUAUAUUCUGCCAAUAA